UUAUAUAAUUAUAAUUGCUGCCCAAAACUAAAUUUAAAUUAUCGCAGGCGUGAACUGUAUACAGAAAAAAUCAACAAUGCCGGUCGAGAAACCACAUCGCAAAUUCUCCAAUAUCUUUUGUUUAUACAAAUAUACAAAUAUUAUGAGUUUCAGUUCCAGUGUAGCCGAACUCCAAUGCAGUUACGUUUGAAAUGGAUUAAUGAACAAUGUCCUAAAUGGUCAAAAUCUCCAUGGUCAUUUAAAGAAAUUGAAAAACUGCGUAAUUUGACUAAGGCCAACUGGGUAAAUUGGGAUAUAAUCGCGGACAAACUUGGCACCCGUCGUACACCAUUUCAGUGCUUUAGUAAAUUUAUGUCUGAACUUGCUUUGUCUAUGAUCAUGCGCGGUAGAAGCGCACAGCAAUGUUACUGUCGAUAUAGACGAGCUCUUGAUCCAAGUUUGAAAUCUGGUAGAUGGUCUGAAGAGGAAGACUUGAUGUUAACUUGCGCUGUUUGUCGUAUUGGUACAAAAAAUUGGCUAAAAGUGGCCAGUUAUGUCCCAGGUAGAUCUGAUUCUCAAUGCAGAGAACGGUGGGUGAAUGUGCUUGAUAAAAAUAUCAAGGAUGAGCAAUGGACUGUUGCAGAAGAUACGAAACUUGUUGAAGCAAUAAAUCGAUUCGGCCGAGGUAUUUUUUCAAAUUAUUUCGACGAAUUGUCGCAUUAUUUCACGACAAUUUUUUUAAUUGAAAUGCGUUCACUAUUUUUGGUUAGGCCCAAAUUUGACCACGUUUAUAUCAAGACCAUUUAUAUCAUUAAAUAUUAG
Molecule: messenger RNA, 801 nt
Organism: Dracunculus medinensis (Guinea worm)
Lineage: Eukaryota; Metazoa; Nematoda; Chromadorea; Rhabditida; Dracunculidae
Source: the annotation of a GenBank genome assembly